This is a messenger RNA of Aspergillus glaucus CBS 516.65, 533 nucleotides long. RefSeq names its product mitochondrial 37S ribosomal protein uS14m. Bases 23 to 364 code for a protein of 113 amino acids. The record is from RefSeq and is a predicted model, not a curated record. Gene Ontology annotation, cellular component: ribosome; mitochondrial small ribosomal subunit. Gene Ontology annotation, molecular function: structural constituent of ribosome. Gene Ontology annotation, biological process: translation. Lineage: Eukaryota; Fungi; Ascomycota; Eurotiomycetes; Eurotiales; Aspergillaceae. The transcript is spliced from 3 exons.
GCACGACGAACACCACACCAUCAUGUCGCAAUUCAGAGCAAAGAGACUGGAUCUCGGCGGUUUUAUCAACGCCCGUGUGGUCCGCGACCACACUAAGCGCAAGGUGUACGAGCAGUACGAGCCCGAGCGUCAAGCCCUCCGCUACAUAAUCCGCAACACCACUCUCCCCCAGCGUGCCCGUGCCCAGGCCCAGCUCCAGCUCUCUCAGAUGCACGCCUACACGCGGCCGACGCAAAUCAAGAAUCGAUGUGUGGCAGGUGGGAUUGCUAGGAGUAUUUUCCGAGACUUCAGAAUUGCUAGAUACCAAUUCCGUCAACAAGCACUGGCUGGUGAGCUUCCGGGUGUGAAGAAGGCGAGUUGGUAAAGGGGAAUACAUUGGUUGUUAUAUUAUGAUGGUGAUCGGGCAAUACGAUUUGGAUCGACCGAUUUCGCACAAAAGGCGUUUUUAAAUCCGUUUAUACCUUAUGAGAAGUGUACAAUAGGUUAUGAAUAUUGAUGGGAUUACAAUGGAUUCUCGAGAUCUUCUAUUUUCU